CACUUUCUCCAGAGUCACAACACCAGGUCAGCUCUCCACGAUCAAACCCUUAUUACAAACCGAACCUCAACACACGAUUGACCUUUGUUCCUCCAUCUCUAUCCGUCCAAAACGAAUUUUCCCUUUUCAUUUCUUGUAUAUAUCUCUUACAAAUUCCCCCAAGAUUAAGUUUUUCAGAUACCCUUAAGCCCAAAACGCGCUUUGUUGCAACAAAAUCUUCAUCUUUCAUUAGGGUUUGAUUGUUUUGUAAGGGUGUAAAGAUGGAAAAAGCUGUUCUUGAUAGUAUUAUUCGCAGGUUGCUUGAGGUUAGAGGGAGACCUGGUAAGCAGGUGAUGCUUACUGAGCCUGAAAUUAAGCAACUUUGUGUUGUUUCAAGAGAGAUUUUCUUGAAGCAACCUAAUUUGUUGGAACUUGAAGCACCUAUUAAGAUUUGUGGUGACAUCCACGGUCAAUAUUCUGAUCUUCUACGCCUAUUCGAAUACGGUGGAUUACCCCCUAGUGCAAACUACUUAUUUCUUGGUGAUUAUGUCGACCGAGGGAAACAAAGUCUCGAAACAAUAUGCCUUUUGCUUGCAUACAAAAUAAAAUACCCAAACAAUUUCUUCCUUUUGCGUGGAAACCAUGAAUGCGCUUCAAUAAACCGUAUAUACGGUUUCUACGAUGAAUGCAAACGAAGAUUCAAUGUCAAAUUAUGGAAAAUCUUCUCGGACUGCUUCAAUUGCUUACCUGUGGCGGCUCUUAUUGAUGAAAAGAUUCUAUGCAUGCAUGGCGGGCUUUCACCCGAUCUUAAUAAUUUGGAUCAAAUUAGGAAUUUAAGGCGGCCCACUGAUGUUCCCGAUAGUGGUUUGCUUUGCGAUCUGCUGUGGUCAGAUCCGUGUAAAGAAAUUAAAGGAUGGGGGAUGAAUGAUCGCGGGGUUUCUUAUACUUUCGGUGCUGAUGUUGUUACCAGGUUUCUUCAGAAACAAGAUUUGGAUCUUGUUUGUCGGGCUCAUCAGGUUGUAGAGGAUGGGUAUGAAUUCUUUGCAAACCGACAACUGGUAACUGUAUUUUCAGCACCAAAUUAUUGCGGAGAGUUCGAUAACGCUGGUGCCAUGAUGAGUGUCGAUGACACACUUAUGUGCUCCUUUCAAAUUCUAAAACCUGCCGAAAAGAAGUCAAGAUUCAACUCUGGUAUCAGUUUCUUCGGAAGCACAACUACUGCUAAACCUGGAAACACGCCACCUGGGAUCAAGCCUUAUAUGGGAGCAAGAGUAUGAGUUUAGGAGACCUAAACGAAUGAAGUGGACUCUCUCGAAGGCUAAAAUUCGAGAUAUAUAUAUAUAUUAUUAUAAGGGGAAUAAUUUUUACUUUUUGACGAGGUAAAGUCGAGGUUAAGAUAAAUUGAAAUGUUUCUUAGUUGCUAUCGAUUGUUGUAUUUUAGUUAUAUGGAAUGCGUGUUUAUAUAUAGAAUUAUGUUUCCGUAGAAAGAAAUUAAAUAAAAAGGUAGGAAGUUAGAUGGGCGUGACAUGUGACAUCUAACGUUGCAACGAAAGGAGAGAGAAAUGAGUCACGUGUCACGCCUACAUUAUUAACCCAUUUCUUGAUAAGUUAAGGGGAUAAAUAAAUUAUGGAGGUCUACUUUGUUAAUGUGUAUGCCCAUUGUAACUCAUUUCGUGUUUUGGUAGAUAUCUAAGCAUGUUUGUGUUA
Molecule: messenger RNA, 1686 nt
Organism: Helianthus annuus (common sunflower)
Lineage: Eukaryota; Viridiplantae; Streptophyta; Magnoliopsida; Asterales; Asteraceae
Product: serine/threonine-protein phosphatase PP1 isozyme 3
Exons: 4
Coding region: 261-1256 (331 amino acids)
Cellular component (GO): cytoplasm; nucleus
Molecular function (GO): protein serine/threonine phosphatase activity
Source: RefSeq, a predicted model, not a curated record